Scomber scombrus (Atlantic mackerel) is the source of this 2960-nucleotide messenger RNA. RefSeq names its product tumor necrosis factor receptor superfamily, member a (gene tnfrsfa). The transcript has 10 exons. Bases 172 to 1521 code for a protein of 449 amino acids. Gene Ontology annotation, cellular component: plasma membrane; cell surface. NCBI's taxonomy places the organism in Eukaryota, Metazoa, Chordata, Actinopteri, Scombriformes, Scombridae. The record is from RefSeq and is a predicted model, not a curated record. Gene Ontology annotation, molecular function: protein binding. Gene Ontology annotation, biological process: positive regulation of apoptotic process; TRAIL-activated apoptotic signaling pathway.
CUCAUGAAAGCAAACCGGAUGACGGAUAGUUUUAAAGCUGGACUCGUGCGGCUAUUUUCUUUUUUCGCCAUAAGUGUUUUUUUUGUGUUGUUUUUUUCUAUAAUUAUUUAGAUAGUUUCACACCGGUGGUUUUGUAACGUUACCCGGGAUUGCAUCUCGAAGUUCCCAAAGAUGAACUUCGAUCCGGUGGUCAGGAAACUUUCUGUGUUGGUGGUGACGCUUGUCCUCAGUCUGGUUUGUCAUGCAGCAGAACCUCCUGCACCACAGUGGUCCAGCGAUGAAUACAGAAACAACACCCUGAGGCGACACAGAACCUGCAUCGAGAACGAACAGUACCUAAACCAGGGACUCUGCUGCCUCAAUUGUCAGGCUGGAACUUUUGUGCAGAAGGCCUGUGAAAGAGACCAAGAGCAUGGGACUUGUCUUCCUUGUGAUCAUGGCGAGACGUACACAGAGCACUCCAACGGGAUGAACCGCUGUUUGCCUUGUACACACUGCCGCUCAGAUGAGAUCGAAACUGCAUCCUGCACCAGAACCACAGACACCAGGUGCCAGUGCAGACAGGGUACCUUCUGUGUCCCAGAUCAGGCCUGCGAAGUCUGCAAACGCUGUGCCAAGUGCAAAGCAGGCGAGGAGGAAGUGAAGAAGUGCACCUCCUUUUCGAACACAGUGUGUCGAAAACGGGCUCCGUUCCCCACCGAAACCUCGACAGCCCUUCCUACGCCGACCCCGACUUCUCCAGCAGACAUCGCUCUUCCUAUAUGCAUUUUCCUGGCGAUCUCCUUCAUCUGCAUCCUUGUCGGGCUGGCUGUGUGGUGGUUCGUAAUCAAGCAGCACUCAUGUGAAAUACCAUGUACAAAGAGCCAUUGUGACUCCAGCGAAAUUGUGAAGAUUCCUAUUGACGAGAGUGCGCCCACAGCAGAGGAGAGACAGAACAAUCAGAACGCUGGCCUGGAGGGGGAGGAGAACCGUCCAGAGUCGCGACCUCUGCUGCAGGAGACGCAGCCUGGGAUGACCAAGGCUUCCCCUCCCCUCGAGGAUGAGGAUCGAGGACUAGGAGACAGUUUACCCAACACCACUAGCUCGUCUCAAACUAGCCUGUCAGCCCUGCCCACAGCGGCUUCCUCUGGUAACACCCCACACCAGAGCCCCACUGCCUUCAGACUGCCACCCGCAGCCACGGAUGAUCCUCUCCAGCAUCGCAUGCUGCCGCUACAAGGGUCAGAAAAAUCCCUAAAGAAGAGCUUUGACCUGUUCGAUGAGUACCUGGACGUACGGAUCCAUAACAAGUUCUUCAGAAUGAUCGGGGUCAACGACAACCACAUUCGGAUUGCGGAGAACGGCCCCCCCGGUGACAAAGUAUACGAACUGCUGAAGAACUGGAUGCAGAGGCAGGGACUAAAAGCUGACAUCAACGACCUGUUGGAGGCUUUACUUAGUAUGGACCAGCGCCGCUCGGCCGAGAACAUCGCCUCUGCCGCCCUGCGGAGAGGCUACUACAAGCACGCAGACACACCCUGAAAGCUGAAGUAGCAGGGGGACGACUGCAAAAUGAAGAAAACACAAAGUACUUAAAAACCUGAAAAACUAAAAGCACACAGACGCUGUCGGUGGACGUUGUGUCUCACAAACAGGCUUACCUCUCUGUGGCCGACCAGCCGCAUAUUCAAAAGCCAGUAGUUUUAAAAAGAAAAACACAAAAAGGGGAAAGCCGAGCCGUAUUGAUCAGCGCUUCUGAGGAUGUUGACUACAUGCCAAAUGCUUGAGGUGUAAUAAUGAAAAAUGAAGAAAAAAAAGUGGUCCAAUCUGAGAGUUUUACCACCCAAAGAUGACCAUGAGAAUCUAAAAAGCAGAAUAACAUGAAGGUGUCAACUUCCGCAGGCAGAAACGCUUGCAUGUUUUAGGUUCUAGAGAAGCGACAUGCAGCCAAAAUACUGAAAGCUUAGAAGUCUCUGGGUGUGUGUCACUCAUCUGGUUGUCAACCCAGACUAUUUUAUACUACCUUGAGACAAGGAUAUACACUGGUUUGUAGGAGUGGCAUUAGCUAUGUCACUUAUACUGUGCCUCUCUGAUGCACUGACCUCUGGCACAUGUAGGAUUUGAAACUACAGUCAUGCUAUAUUUGUUGUUUUUGUAGAUUUUAGACUCCUCUGAAACCAUAUAUAACAGAACACGAACACUUUUCUUUUCAAAUGAUAGCGAAAUAUUGUCCAUUUGUUAUGACAGGGAUUAACACGCAGCCUUACUAAUCCUAAACUUUACCUCUAUUAAUGACAUUUCAUAAUCUAAAUUUGUUUAGGGGUGAAUCUUUUUCAAGAUAUCAUUAUGUUCAUACAGCAUAGUGAUCCAGAAAUGUUAUAGAUUCUCUACAAUCGAUUCACAUUGGAGACAUUUUUUUUCAGUCAUCCAGUUUCUUUUUUUUAAUGUUCAGUGUUACUACUCACAUGACACAUUGUAGAAGGAAUUUCACAAGCUGUUUGUGUUACUAGUUUAGUUUCCAUAAUGCUUCCAUGUAACUUGGAGAACUUCAAAGGUCAUUUUAUUUAUUGACAUAUUUAUUGUAAUGAAUAAUAAUUAUCUUUCAAUAUUUAUAUCAUUGCCAAAAAACCAGAAACGACCCUGGAAAACACGCACUAUACACAUUAUAUUUGUGUUAUCAUGUUUAGCUACAGGGCAAAAUGACUGAAAUCAGAGUUUGGUUUGUUUUGGGGUUUUUUUUAAAUAAGGUGUGGUUGAAACUCUGUUCCUGCUCGCUGCGCCGUGUUCAGUGUAGCACUGCGGUCCACACUGUCAAUGUGUAAUGUCACAUGCGCAACAGUUUCCACCUGAGAAAAAACAAACAUCCAUCAGUGUCAAAGCUUUCAAGUGACUAAAUGCAGAAUGUGUCAUGUUUAAAAUUGGAGUUUUAGGUGAAACCUUUUUAGACAUCUUUAAAAAAAAAAAAGAAAAAAAAAAAGAAA